This is a messenger RNA of Acinonyx jubatus (cheetah), 954 nucleotides long. RefSeq names its product paired related homeobox 2 (gene PRRX2). The coding region runs from base 175 to 954 and encodes 259 amino acids. Gene Ontology annotation, biological process: regulation of DNA-templated transcription. The record is from RefSeq and is a predicted model, not a curated record. The transcript is spliced from 4 exons. Gene Ontology annotation, molecular function: DNA-binding transcription factor activity, RNA polymerase II-specific; DNA binding. Lineage: Eukaryota; Metazoa; Chordata; Mammalia; Carnivora; Felidae.
GCGGCGGAGGGGAGGGAGAAAGUUUGCUUCCCCGACGUCAGCGCCGGGCGGGCCGCGGCGGCCGGGGGGCGAGCAGGCGGCGGGGAGCGGGGCCGAGCGCGGGGCGGCCGCGGGGCGCGCUCGCUCCGACCCGCGCCUGCCACCCGCGCCGGCGACCCCGGGGCCCUGGCGGGCAUGGACAGCGCGGCCGCCGCCGCCGCCGCCGCCUUCGCCCUGGACAAGCCGCCGCUGGGCCCGGGGCCGCCGCCGCCGCCGCCGCCGCCGGCGCUGGGGCCCGGCGACUGCGCCCAGGCGCGCAAGAACUUCACGGUGAGCCACCUCCUGGACCUGGAGGAGGUGGCGGCGGCCGGGCGGCUGGCGGCGCGCCCCGCGGCCCGGGCCGAGGCGCGGGAGGGCGCGGUGCGGGAGCCGUCCGGGGGCAGCAGCGGCAGCGAGGCGGCGCCGCAGGACGGUGAGUGUCCGAGCCCCGGGCGCGGCGGCGCCGCCAAGCGAAAGAAGAAGCAGCGGCGGAACCGGACCACGUUCAACAGCAGCCAGCUACAGGCGCUGGAGCGCGUGUUCGAGCGCACGCACUACCCCGACGCCUUUGUGCGCGAGGAGCUGGCGCGGCGCGUCAACCUCAGCGAGGCGCGUGUGCAGGUCUGGUUUCAGAACCGCCGGGCCAAGUUCCGCCGAAACGAGAGGGCCAUGCUGGCCAACCGCUCCGCCUCGCUGCUCAAGUCCUACAGCCAGGAGGCCGCCAUCGAGCAGCCCGUGGUUCCCCGGCCCGCCACCCUGAGCCCCGAUUAUCUUUCCUGGACGGCCUCGUCCCCCUACAGCACGGUGCCGCCCUACAGCCCUGGAGGCUCAGGCCCUGCCACCCCGGGAGUCAACAUGGCCAACAGCAUCGCCAGCCUCCGUCUCAAGGCCAAGGAGUUCAGCCUGCACCACAGCCAGGUGCCCACGGUGAACUGA